Molecule: messenger RNA, 1502 nt
Organism: Punica granatum (pomegranate)
Lineage: Eukaryota; Viridiplantae; Streptophyta; Magnoliopsida; Myrtales; Lythraceae
Source: RefSeq, a predicted model, not a curated record
ACGAGAGAGAGAGAGCACUCGGGCAGCUGCUCCUUCAUCCCCACAUCUCUCUCUCCCCCCUUUCUCUCUCAGUGUCGCAUAUCUUUCUCGGUGCUGUGCAUGGAGCUCUUGCUGUCUACCUCUUCUCUGGUCCGACUUCCUUCUUUGAGUCCACACCACAACUUCCCAUCACUUCACCACACAAGCAGACCCGCCGGGUCCACACUCUACUCCACUCAUCCCCGCUUCAAACGCUCCAGAGGUUUGCGUUCGACUGAGCUUUUCGGCCAUGGCAGCUCCUUGAAACCUGAUGUAAACGGUCACAGCAGGCGAAAUUCUGUCAAGGUUUGUGCGCAAGCAGGAGCAGCUGGAUCUGAUCCUAUAUCGAGUAAAGUCUCGGAUUUCAAAGAUGCAUGCUGGAGAUUCUUGCGUCCUCAUACGAUACGUGGGACUGCUCUGGGCUCCUUUUCGCUGGUAGCAAGAGCCUUGAUCGAGAACUCGCACCUCAUAAAGUGGUCUCUGCUAUUUAAAGCAUUCUCAGGUCUUUUUGCUCUCAUAUGUGGCAAUGGUUACAUUGUCGGCAUCAACCAGAUUUACGACAUUGGCAUUGACAGGGUCAACAAGCCUUAUUUACCUGUAGCUGCUGGAGAUCUAUCCAUUCAAACUGCGUGGUUAUUGGUAAUAUUUUUUGCGGUGACUGGCCUGUUGAUCGUUGCAGCUUAUUUUGGACCAUUCAUUACUUCCCUUUAUUGUCUCGGUCUUUUUCUUGGCACCAUAUAUUCAGUUCCUCCUUUCAGAAUGAAGAGAUUCCCAGUCGCAGCAUUUCUUAUAAUUGCCACAGUACGGGGUUUUCUCCUCAAUUUCGGCGUAUAUUAUGCCACAAGAGCUGCCCUAGGACUUGCAUUUGAGUGGAGCUCACCUGUGGCUUUCAUCACAACCUUUGUCACGCUAUUUGCCCUGGUCAUAGCCAUAACCAAGGAUCUUCCAGACGUCGAGGGCGAUCGCAAGUUUCAGAUAUCUACUUUUGCAACAAAGCUUGGGGUCAGAAACAUCGCCUUUCUAGGUUCUGGACUUCUGCUGUUAAACUAUAUUGCUUCCAUCUUCGCUGCAAUCUACAUGCCCCAGGCUUUCAAACGUAACCUCAUGAUACCUUUGCAUACAGUCUUGGCAUUGAGCUUGAUUUUCCAGACAUGGGUCUUGGAGAAAGCAAACUACACUAAGGAAGCAAUUGCCGGGUUCUACCGGUUCAUAUGGAACCUGUUCUAUGCAGAGUACAUUAUAUUUCCAUUCAUCUAAGCAUAUAUACCUUCUUCCUCUCAUACAUUUGGAGUGCGAAAGAAGACUUCCUUUCAACUUUUUGAGACCUGACUGUACACAUAGCUCCUCCUUUUUUACCAGUAACUUCUUGUAGCUCUCUUGUAAAACUCUUCGGGCAGUGUUGUUCCAUGUCGUGGCUGGUGCUAGAUAAUGUUCACGUGAAUAUAAAUACAUAACGAUGUUCCAGGAACAUUUGAUCUGCAAAA